Molecule: messenger RNA, 1302 nt
Organism: Galeopterus variegatus (Sunda flying lemur)
Lineage: Eukaryota; Metazoa; Chordata; Mammalia; Dermoptera; Cynocephalidae
Product: ribosomal protein S6 kinase beta-1-like
Exons: 7
Biological process (GO): protein phosphorylation; cellular response to insulin stimulus
Molecular function (GO): ATP binding; protein serine/threonine kinase activity
Source: RefSeq, a predicted model, not a curated record
UCUGCAGGAUUGCAACAUUGUUAUGCAGCCAAUAUUGCAGUGCCUUGUGCUUUUCGAAUCCAGACAGGGUUGAUUCAGCCCUUUAUUCUUUUGAGGUAGAUAAAUUUGAGUGUCACACAGUUUAUAGUUGUGGGCUGGCUGGCAAGAGGGAGGGCAGAUACUGUGGGCAUAACAUGUCUAUAAAUAUGCAGCUGUAGUAAGUAAGGGAUGAGUGGGUUUCUAAGGGUCAGGUUUUAAGGUAUCUUUUGAAAUCAAGACUUGAUCUGUGAGAAUAACAAAGGUCCUUUUUCCUGUGGGAUUUUAACGUUGGGGGUGGAUGGGAGAAAUCUGCUUUGAUCUGAAUGACUAUUGGCUUAAUACCUACACAGACUGAACAAAACUUGACCAGUGACAGAUUAGCAUAUUCUUGACAUCUUUGCAAUUUUAGCAAUAUGUUCUAAUGGUGAAAUAAAACAUUUUAUAGUUUCACUGAAACAAGUGAAACACAAGUAUCCUAUGCCUUAUGGCAGCAUCCUAUGCCAUUUCUUUUCCCCAUACCUCCCCUCUCCCCACUAAUUUGGUCUUUGGUGCAUGUCUGUUUCUUUCAGGGAAUUUUGCUCCAUACAUAAACUGUUUUGGGUAGAUUACUCUUCUUAAUUUUAUUAAAUCACUUUUGUUUCCAGCUUUUACUUGGCAGAAAUCUCCAUGGCUUUGGGGCAUUUACAUCAAAAGGGGAUCAUCUACAGAGACCUGAAGCCGGAGAAUAUCAUGCUUAAUCACCAAGGUCAUGUGAAACUAACAGACUUUGGACUAUGCAAAGAAUCUAUUCAUGAUGGAACAGUCACACACACAUUUUGCGGAACAAUAGAAUACAUGGCCCCUGAAAUCUUGAUGAGAAGUGGCCACAAUCGUGCUGUGGAUUGGUGGAGUUUGGGAGCAUUAAUGUAUGACAUGCUGACUGGAGCACCCCCUUUCACUGGAGAGAAUAGAAAGAAAACAAUUGACAAAAUCCUCAAAUGUAAACUCAAUCUGCCUCCCUACCUCACACAAGAAGCCAGAGAUCUGCUUAAAAAGCUGCUGAAAAGAAAUGCUGCUUCUCGUCUUGGAGCUGGUCCUGGGGAUGCUGGAGAAGUUCAGGCUCAUCCAUUCUUCAGACACAUUAACUGGGAAGAACUUCUGGCUCGGAAGGUAGAGCCUCCCUUUAAACCUCUGUUGCAAUCUGAAGAGGAUGUGAGUCAGUUUGAUUCAAAGUUUACACGUCAGACACCUGUUGACAGCCCAGAUGACUCAACUCUCAGUGAAAGUGCCAACCAGGUCUUUCUG